AUGGAAAGUGGUGAAGCGUCGCGCCAGGAAUACGCGCCCUCGCCUCGUCCGCUCAACGAUUUCGACAUGGCUGGCACGCGUUUUAAAGAGUUAAAUGAUAGCUAUGCGCAGACGCGUAGCGAACGUAUUCGUGCAGCGAUGUUCCCGGACUUAUGCGGCGAUGCAUCCACUCAUCCGCCACCACCCAGCCGCUCGAGCAUUGUUACAAGUUUAUCGGAACCAAGCCAGCUUCUCACAACCGCUGUUAUCGAAUUGCUCAGUCUUCAGGAUGAGACCGAACUAACCACGAAAGCAAUCCCCGAGCUCGUCAAAUUACUGUCCGAUAAGGAUGAGGUAUAA
This is a messenger RNA of Gongylonema pulchrum, 339 nucleotides long. The record is from the annotation of a GenBank genome assembly. Lineage: Eukaryota; Metazoa; Nematoda; Chromadorea; Rhabditida; Gongylonematidae.